AUGUCUUCAUUCAAAUUAGCUACUGACUUACCAGCAUGGAAAGAAUUAGAAUCAUUAUAUAAAUCAGAAGGUGAAAAAUUUAAUGUUAAAGAAGCAUUUGCAAAAGAUCCAAAAAGAUUUCAAGAAUUUUCAAGAAUCUUUACUAAUUUUGAUGAUUCAAAAAUUUUAUUUGAUUAUUCAAAAAAUUUAAUUAAUGAAGAUAUUUUUAAAACUUUAAUUAAAUUAGCUAAAGAAUCUAACUUGGAACAAUUAAGAGAUGAUAUGUUUGCCGGUAAACAUAUCAACACUACUGAAGAUAGAGCUGUUUAUCAUGUUGCUUUAAGAAAUAUUCACAAGAGAAAAAUGCCAGUUGAUGGUAAAGAUACUACCCAAGAAGUUUCAACAGUUUUAGAACAUAUGAAAGAAUUUUCAAAUCAAGUUAGAAGUGGUGAAUGGAAAGGUUAUACUGGUAAAGCUAUAACUGAUGUUGUUAACAUUGGUAUUGGUGGUUCAGAUUUAGGACCAGUUAUGGUUACUGAAGCUUUGAAAGCUUAUUCCAAACCUGGUUUAAAUGUUCAUUUUGUUUCAAAUGUCGAUGGUACAAAUAUUGUUGAAGAAUUAAAAGGCUUAGAACCAGAAACUACUUUAUUUUUAAUUGCUUCUAAAACUUUCACAACUGCUGAAACUAUUGCAAACGCUAAUUCCGCUAAGAAUUGGUUUUUAGAAGUUGCAAAAGAUACAAAAUAUAUUGCAAAACAUUUUGCUGCUUUAUCUACAAAUGAAAAAGAAGUUGCCAAAUUUGGAAUUGAUCCAAGAAAUAUGUUUGAAUUUGAAUCAUGGGUAGGUGGUCGUUAUUCAGUUUGGUCUGCAAUUGGUUUAUCAGUUGCAAUUUAUAUUGGCUAUGAUAAUUUUGCAAAAUUUUUAGAAGGUGCUGAAACUGUUGAUCAACAUUUCUUAAAUGAACCAUUAGAAAAUAACAUUCCAGUCAUUGGUGGAUUAAUUAAUGUUUGGUAUAAUAAUUUCUUUGGUGCUCAAACUCAUUUAAUUGCUCCUUUCGAUCAAUACUUACAUAGAUUCCCAGCUUAUUUACAACAAUUAUUUAUGGAAUCAAAUGGUAAAUCAGUAACUAGAGCCAAUGUAUUUACAAAUUAUCAAACUGGUGCAAUAAUAUUUGGAGAACCAGCAACAAAUGCUCAACAUUCAUUUUUCCAAUUAUUACACCAAGGAACAAAACUAAUUCCAGCUGAUUUUAUUAUGGCUGCACAAUCUCAAAAUCCAAUUGAAAAUAAUAAACAUCAAAAAAUGUUAGCUUCAAAUUUCUUUGCACAAUCUGAAGCCUUGAUGGUUGGUAAAAAUGAAGAACAAGUCAAAAGUGAAGGUGCAACUGGAGGUUUAGUACCACAUAAAGAAUUUAGUGGAAACAGACCAACCACUUCCAUAUUAGCACAAAAAAUAACUCCUUCAACACUAGGUGCAUUAAUUGCUUAUUAUGAACAUGUUACUUUUACCGAGGGAGCUAUAUGGAAUAUUAAUUCCUUUGAUCAAUGGGGUGUUGAAUUAGGUAAAGUUUUAGCUAAAGUUAUUGGUAAACAAUUGGAUGAUAAAACUGAAGUUGAAGAUCAUGAUCCUUCAACUAAUGGUUUAAUUAACACUUUUAAGAAAUGGGAAUAA
Molecule: messenger RNA, 1650 nt
Organism: Lodderomyces jiufengensis
Lineage: Eukaryota; Fungi; Ascomycota; Pichiomycetes; Serinales; Debaryomycetaceae
Gene: PGI1
Product: glucose-6-phosphate isomerase
Exons: 1
Coding region: 1-1650 (549 amino acids)
Biological process (GO): gluconeogenesis; glycolytic process; glucose 6-phosphate metabolic process
Cellular component (GO): cytosol
Molecular function (GO): monosaccharide binding; glucose-6-phosphate isomerase activity; carbohydrate derivative binding
Source: RefSeq, a predicted model, not a curated record